This is a messenger RNA of Aspergillus oryzae RIB40, 1194 nucleotides long. RefSeq lists its product as uncharacterized. The coding region runs from base 1 to 1194 and encodes 397 amino acids. Gene Ontology annotation, biological process: polyketide biosynthetic process. Lineage: Eukaryota; Fungi; Ascomycota; Eurotiomycetes; Eurotiales; Aspergillaceae. The transcript has 3 exons. Gene Ontology annotation, molecular function: acyltransferase activity, transferring groups other than amino-acyl groups. The record is from RefSeq and is a predicted model, not a curated record.
AUGAUUGAGCCACUACCUACCGAAGACAUUCCAAAGCAAUCCGUUUCCAUUGUUGGAAUCGCAAGUAGAUGUGCACCUCACAAACUCGGGGCUGAUGAGCUCGAGGCCAUAGCGCGUCGUCACUACAGCAGUACCCCCUCAUUGGAGAAGAUGCUAGAAAUCAACCGGAAGACCCGUAUUGAUCACCGAUAUAGCGUGUUCAGCUCGGACCAUGAACACUGGCACCGACCGACUAUCCCAUCGUUCAGCGAAUGCGAUUCCCUCUUCAAGGAAUACGGCAUCCCGUUGGCUUCUGCGGCUUCCGCAAGAGCAAUUCAGGACUGGGGUGGUGUUCCCGACGAAAUCACACAUUUGGUGGCUGUUACUUGCACGAACACAGCUCAUCCAGGGUUUGAUAGCGUGUUAUGCCGGAAAUUGGGUCUGAAAUGCAACGUUCGUCGAGUUCUUCUCCACGGUAUUGGUUGUGGUGGCGGUAUAUCUGCCAUGCGUGUCGCGCACGAACUUCUGCUUGGUAGUACGCAACAAGGAGUGCCCGCAAGGGCUUUGAUAGUCGCUUGCGAGGUGCCAACAGUGUUUGCAAGGUCGGAGCUUGAUAUUAUGGAUAAGACACAGGAUGUCAAUGUUGCAAUGUGUUUGUUUGGUGACUGUGCAGCUGCCCUUGUUCUCAGCAAUGGAAUUGGCCAUAAGGCAUCGGAACAGCGGCCAAUCUGGAACAUUCUCAAUUGCGAGCCUACUCAAUUCGAUGGCACUGAAGACAUAGCGCAUUUUAACGUUCAUGACAAAGGAUACCAUGCCAUUAUCGACAAGAGGAUCCCUCAACUUACGGGCAAGUGCGUGCCAGCGGGAUUCCAGUCUCUGAUCUCCUCUACUCCAUCCCUUGCAUUGGAGGAAAAGAAUUAUGUCCCAAGCAAUUACGGUUGGGCGGUUCAUCCGGGUGGCUACGCUGUCCUUGUCGCGGCCCAAGAUGCCCUAGGGUUAACUGCCGACGACCUGAGAGCGAGCUACGAUGCGUAUCGUGAUGGAGGAAACACCAUUUCCACCACUAUUAUACGUAUUCUAGAGAAGCUGCGGGAUGAGCAUAAACAUGGUUCCAACCAAAAGGAUAAGCUUGUACUUGCGGCUAUUGGGCAUGGAAUCACACUCGAAACAGCCAUCUUAACCCGACCAGGCUCUUCCAGCUACCUUCAUGCGUGA